GAGUGAAGCAAAUGACCAGAAUGGCAGCUCAUCUGCUGCCUUGUUUGAGUUGCUGCAGAGUGAUGUCUACUUUGUGGAAAAGACUUCAGAGUUGGAAUCACCCAAAGACUCAGUCAUGACAGUUGGGCGUGCGAAUUACGUCCGGACCUUCCUUGUUGAGUGCCAGCCUUCUGUCGAGAAGGUGAAAGCCUUGAUGGAGCACCAUACCAAUGGAAUCAAGAUGCUGUGUUGCAUCGCCCAAGCUGUCUUGAGUAACGUUGAGUCUUGGAAAUCUGGGAUCAAAGCUGCAAAGAAAGCCAAGGAGGAUGAACGCAAAGCCAAGGAAAAAGAGCGUGAGCGGCAAGCGAAGCGAAGAGCCAUGGAAGAGCAAAAGCUUGCAAAGAAACAAAAGCAGCAGGAAGAUAAAGCUAGACUUGCUGCGGAAAAGGCAGCUAAAGCAGCUGCUGAAGGUCAAGAUGGUACAGAUGCAGAUGGACGCAGG
Durusdinium trenchii is the source of this 481-nucleotide messenger RNA. The record is from the annotation of a GenBank genome assembly. Lineage: Eukaryota; Dinophyceae; Suessiales; Symbiodiniaceae.